This is a messenger RNA of Schizophyllum commune H4-8, 1290 nucleotides long. Its product is annotated as NAD(P)-binding protein. The record is from RefSeq and is a predicted model, not a curated record. The coding region runs from base 350 to 1018 and encodes 222 amino acids. Lineage: Eukaryota; Fungi; Basidiomycota; Agaricomycetes; Agaricales; Schizophyllaceae. The transcript has a single exon.
GAGGGAUCGUCCCUUCCGCCACAACAAUUUCCUGAUUGGUGACAAUGACAACUGACUAGAGUCCGGGUGCGACUGGGGCGUGGAUUCGCACUUUUCCUGUCGUAUCGCCUUGGUGGGUCAUCGACGGGCACUCGGACGGGCCGCUGACAGUACAGUCGCAUUUCCCGCGGCAGGCGGAAAUUGCACGGUUGGCAAGAUAGGGGCGAAUAUAGGAUGAGCUUAUGACACAAGCUAGACGAAGCGGGUCUAGCGCGGGAGUGAUCAAAAGUGUAUCCGCUCGCCCCUGAGGUCAGCAAGACUGGUCUCCUUCAACGCCCAUCAUCACCUCCAGCAAUACCGUUCACGAACGAUGCCACGCCUUCUCAUCCUCGGGUCGACCGGGCCUUCCGGCCUUGAACUCGUGCGCGCCGCGCUCAAAGAUAUCCCUGAUGCGCAACUGGUCCUCUACGUCCGCUCGCCUCAGAAGCUUUCGGAGGAGAUCAAGUCGAACCCCUCUAUCACCAUAGUCGAGGGCACGCUCGAAGACACCGCCGCGGUCGAGCGCGCCCUCGAGGGCGUCGACGCCGUCCUGUCCGCCCUCGGCCCCGUCGGCGCCUCACACCCAAAGGACACGCCGAUCGCCAAGUUCUACAGCAGGCUGCUGAAGCAGAUGCGCGAGCGCGGCAUCAAGCGCUUCCUCGUCCUCGGAACGGCGUCCGCGCCCGACCCGGAGCACGAUCGCUUCAGCAUCGGGCACAAGGCGAUGGUGCUCGCCGUGUACAUGCUCAUGUACGGGUCAUACAAGGAGUUCUACACGCUGGGCGAAAUCCUGCGCGGGCCGGAGGCGGAGGACAUCGACUGGACGAUGGUGCGGGUGCCGUAUCUGUCGCAGGAGGAUAGAACGGACACGGUUGCGGGCUAUGUUGGGGAUGGGAAGGUCGGCUUGAAGUUAGCGAGGAAGGGCUUUGCGAAGUUUAUGGUGGACGAGCUGAAGAACAGGCAAUGGGUUCGCAAGAUGCCGGAGGUCUCGAACGCGUAGAUGGAUGCAGUAGUUACCGUGUCUUUCCCCUGCAUUCUAUGUACUCUCGGUUCACGACGAGGAGAUCUCGCAGUCGCGUUGCAUGUAUUUUCGCAAGUACUCCUCGAGUGCAAGCGAUGGUUGAUUAAGUAAAUUUCUCAUUGGGCACUCUAGUCUCUUACCUGCGCCCAAGACGCCUAUCCUAGUUGCGACCCUUCGGUAGCAUAUACACUGGAUCAUAUUGGCUAACAUCACGGAGGUGCGUAAUUACAUGGGAAAAGAGCAGUAGACGC